AAACCCCACUUUCUAAACCCCUGCCAGAGUUUGGGCUAAAACCCUAGUUUGAAAGCUACGCUUCUGAUCACAUUUGGAUACAUUUUCUCUGCAACAUGUACCGUGUAGCUGCAAAAUUAGCUUCCACGAUCAGCUCUGCUUCUUCCAAGAAACUGGUAUAUAGCAGGGUUUUAUCUAGUAGAAGUUAUGGAGCAAAGGAUAUCCAUUUUGGGAUUGGGGCACGGGCGGCCAUGUUGCAGGGUGUUACUGAGCUUGCAGAAGCUGUGAAAGUUACAAUGGGACCAAAGGGUCGCAAUGUGAUUAUUGAGAAAAACCGUGGGGAUCCUAAAGUCACCAAAGAUGGAGUCACUGUUGCCAAAAGCAUCAAGUUCAAGGAAAAGGCUAAAAAUGUUGGUGCAGAUCUUGUAAAGCAGGUUGCUAGUGCUACUAAUACUGCUGCAGGAGAUGGUACAACUUGUGCAACUGUGCUGACUCAGGCAAUAUUUACAGAAGGCUGCAAGUCUGUAGCUGCUGGUGUAAAUGCAAUGGAUUUACGCAGUGGUAUCAAUAUGGCAGUUAAUGCAGUUAUAUCUGAUUUAAAAUGCAGAGCAGUGAUGAUUAGCACACCAGAAGAAAUUACUCAGGUGGCCACCAUCUCUGCAAAUGGUGAGCGUGAAAUUGGAGAAUUGUUGGCUAAAGCAAUGGAGAAAGUUGGGAAACAAGGAGUAAUUACUGUUGCAGAUGGAAAUACUUUGGACAGUGAGUUAGAAGUGGUGGAAGGAAUGAAGCUAGCGAGAGGCUAUAUAUCUCCUUAUUUUGUUACUGACCACAAGACCCAGAAAUGUGAACUAGAACAUCCUUUAAUCCUCAUCCAUGACAAAAAAAUUUCAGACAUGAACUCACUUGUAAGAAUAUUGGAGCUGGCUGUGAAGAAAAAUAGAGCUCUUCUAAUUGUGGCCGAGGAUGUGGAGAGUGAUGUGCUAGCUAUGCUUGUUCUCAACAAGCACCAAGCAGGGGUUAAGGUCUGUGCCAUCAAGGCUCCAGGUUUUGGGGAAAACAGAAGGGCCAAUUUAGAAGAUCUUGCCAUUCUUACUGGAGGAGAGGUUAUUACUGAAGAUCGUGGCUUGAAUCUCAACAAAGUCAAAGUUGAAAUGCUUGGUACUGCCAAAAAGCUCAGGACAGCCAUGGAGAACAGUAGUGCCAUGUUUGACAAGGAGAAAGCACAGGAGCGGCUGUCAAAGUUAUCUGGUGGUGUUGCUGUCUUCAAGGUUGGAGGGGCCAGUGAGGCAGAAGUUGGGGAAAGAAAAGAUAGGGUCACAGAUGCUUUGAAUGCCACAAGAGCAGCUAUUGAAGAGGGUAUUGUACCUGGUGGUGGUGUUGCUCUAUUGUAUGCCACAAAAGUUCUGGAAAACAUUCAGACUUCAAAUGAAGACCAAAAAAGAGGAGUCCAGAUAAUCCAGAAUGCUCUUAAGGCACCAACAUUCACAAUAGUUUCAAAUGCUGGUGGUGAUGGUGCUCUGGUGCUUGGCAAACUGCUGGAACAAGACGAUCUUAAUUUGGGAUAUGAUGCAGCCAAAGGUGUGUAUGUUGAUAUGGUUAAAGCUGGAAUUAUAGAUCCUCUCAAAGUGGUCAGAACUGCCUUGGUAGAUGCUGCCAGUGUCUCGCUGCUAUUAACAACAACGGAAGCAACUGUUGUAGACCAUCCAGAUGAGAAAAACUCCGCGCCCAGCCGAAUGCCAGCAAUGGAUGAUAUGGGCUACUGAUUUGAGCAAACCAUAAAUGAAUUUGAAGUUCAAGAUUUAGAAUCUGUACCCUCUGGUGCAUACCAUGAAGCAAUUUAUUUUUGAGAACUUGUGUCACCAUUCUUUACGAGUUGCAGAAGUCUUUCAAUGGGAAGUCAGUUUUGGAUUUUGAUCAGUAUGAGAAAACACAUUCAUGUAAAGUACAGUUUAAUCUAUGAAUAAAUGUAUGGUUCGUCAUUUGAUUAAAA
Messenger RNA from Vitis riparia (riverbank grape), 1969 nucleotides. Its product is annotated as chaperonin CPN60-like 2, mitochondrial. Bases 96 to 1742 code for a protein of 548 amino acids. Gene Ontology annotation, molecular function: ATP binding; ATP-dependent protein folding chaperone. The record is from RefSeq and is a predicted model, not a curated record. Gene Ontology annotation, cellular component: mitochondrion; cytosol. Lineage: Eukaryota; Viridiplantae; Streptophyta; Magnoliopsida; Vitales; Vitaceae. The transcript is spliced from 17 exons. Gene Ontology annotation, biological process: protein refolding.